UGUGCCAAUUAGUGGCCAACACAAACCUGCAUUCCCUAACUUUAUGUCCACUUCUAAAAGCAAGCAAGAAAUGAACACAGACCCACUCCUGACAUCUCAGCUACGGCACGGGAAUAGUCAAUGUCCUCUCAGGGCUCCUGUUUUCACAGUUGAGAACACCCCCCCACACACCAAGACUGGCAGCGCAUCUGCAUAUAGUCGUUGGAAAGUGCAUGAGCUUUCAUGGUGCUCCCCAAAGACUCCUGGGAAUUGCCGUUCAGUGAAGAUGUGGCAUAGUCUUCUUCCAAUAUCCUGCAUCACUCUCACAGCACAACAGUCUCCAGGAUCCCGCCGUAAAAGUGAAGCAGGAUUCAACAAACAGAAGUCUGAAGUCCCCUUGCACAAGUGGAAUGGGGGAAAGAUCUGGCCCUCCAUGGACCGAGGAUGCAGCCCCCCCCCCCACCUCGGGUUCCAACCACCAAUCCUCUUCCAUUGGGAAUAUAAGAGUUGCACCAAAACGUACAUGGAUAGGUCUCGCCAUGUGACUGACUGGUUGCUCAGGGCGAUGCUCACAUUCACGGUGAGAGGCACCCAGUCCUGGGGUGAGGUGGAACAGCCUUGGCUUACGGAGUGUCUGUCACAGGGUGACUGCUACUUUAAAUGUAGACAAUGGCGAAAAGAAAAACCUGCCCACCACAUGAGGAGACCUCUCAGCGUCCAAGAUCUUUGGCUCACUAUAGGACUGGGUGGAUUUCUCCCGGAGCAUGAGUGCUGGCUGCAAGAAUUUCUCUGUGGCACGAUGAGACCUAUGCUGCCUCCACUGCAAACUCCAGCCCUGUCCACCACCAAGGCCGAACGGACCCGACCCUACUUUGUGGAGACAGACCCUAACCACCCCAAUCUGUCCUGUGGCCCUAACUGGAGAGCAGUGCACUUACAGCAGGUGGGCCUAGAAAAAGUCCUGAGGCGCUUCCGCAAGCUGGCUGAGCCGCCACUGGAAACUCCAGCCCUGUCCACCAGCAGGACCGACCCAACCCGACCCUACUUUGUGGCUCCCCCAAACCAACAGGUCUGCCUUACCUGUGGCCUCAACCCCACAACAACAUUUUUAAAAAAGAAAGGGAGGUUCGAGACAUUGAAACGCUUCCAUAAGAUGAAUGAGAAGAAGAGCAGGAAGAGGAAAAGGCCAUAUGAUCCAGGAGAAGGCCCAAGGAUCAAACGGAGGAGAAUCUGGCCCUAGUGACGUUUGUAUUUCAUGUUAUUACAUAUACUUCUUGUUAUUAUAUAUCCAAGUCAACUUGUACAAAAUCCCCCUCCCCUUGGCCUCGUGCCCCGCACGAGGCCCAAGAAGCGGGCCAAUUGGCUCCUUUGAAAUUGGAGGCGUGGUCUGGGCCGUAAUCGGCCGAUCCACACCCCAAGCUCUUCAGUUUUGCCUUGGCAAUCCCCUCCCUCCCUUCCUUCCCUGAUGCAGAGCGGGUCUAGCGGCUGGUCGCCCACGGGGGCCGAGUAGGAAUUUUUUGCUCUCAACACAUUGGCCACUGUUGGGGGUUUUUUCGCCUACUCCGUUCUGUACUCAGGCGUUUAGUUAGAGUUAGAGUUGGCAGUAACAGUGCGGGCUGAGGGGUAAGUUGAGGGUUAGAAUAUUGGUGAGCACCCUUGGAUCUUUAAAGGUUGAUUGGUCAAUUGCUCCUUUGUGGCCUGUGCAGCACGGGGAGAAUGGAUUGCCAUGAAACCUGCUUCAGGACUUCACCAACCUUUGGGCUGUGCGGUCCAGGGUGGGUGAAGACCUUGAAGUAUCCAGAUCCCCUCUGCUAAAGGGGGCGGUUGGCUUUGAAGGAAUUAGGCGGGGCGUACCUGCCUGUUUCCUGAGCCAGGGUGUGUCGCCCAGUGAGGCGAUGGGUAGGACGUUAGAGUCCUAGCCCGAGCCUAGGGGCCUGCACUGUUCUCUAAGGGUGAUUAAUCACCUGGCGUUCCAGUCCGCCAUGUCUGAUGUUUCUUUAAUAAAGCUGUGGUCCUUUCACCCA
Messenger RNA from Hemicordylus capensis (graceful crag lizard), 2003 nucleotides. RefSeq lists its product as uncharacterized. Lineage: Eukaryota; Metazoa; Chordata; Lepidosauria; Squamata; Cordylidae. Bases 44 to 1219 code for a protein of 391 amino acids. The record is from RefSeq and is a predicted model, not a curated record. The transcript is spliced from 9 exons.